AGCUGUAGUAGCUCAUCUCUUUGUGAAGAUGUAAAAAUAGCUCCCAUGGAACAGGAUCAGGUGACGUAUGAGGAUGUUGCUGUCGGCUUCAGCGAGGAGGAGUGGGCCCUGCUGGAUCUGGAUCAACGGACUCUGCAAAGAGAGGUUAUGGAAGAGAAUUAUGAGCUGGUGGCUUCUUUCAGUGAUGAUGACCAGAGGAGUGAAAAUGGGGGAGAGCCAAGGAAACAGUGGCCGAAGACAACUAAAUAUAAAGAGGGAGAGGAGCAGAGCAUGAGAAUGGAAGCACAACAAAGCAGAAGGAAUCAAUGCCCUGACAACUCUUAUGAUAUUCCAGUCCAAGAAAAAAUAGAUGAAAGCAGAGAGAUUCUAAAGUGCCUUAUCGGUGAGGAAUGCUUUCACCAGGCAUCAGGCCCAAAUGAUAAUAUCACAAACUACAUCGAGAAAGGGCAAUAUAAAUACCACCAAUUGGGAGAGAGGUUUGGAUGUAGUACAUACCUUACUAGCUGUGGAAAAAAACUUACAGAAGAGAAACCGUAUGUAUGUCUAGAAUGUGGGAAAAGAUUCUGUUACAAAGGAGGCCUUAGUAGACACGAAAAAAGCCACACAGGGGAGAAACUGACCAUCAAGGCUGGCCUGGGGACGGAGUCGAGGUGUGGCAUCCACAUGACGCAUGCCCUGACUCUGCCCCAGGCUGGCGUGACCUUUGAGGACGUGGCUGUCUGUUUCAGUGAGGAGGAGUGGGCCAUGUUGGAGCUGGAUCAGCGAACUCUGCACAGAGAGGUCAUGGAAGAGAAUUAUAAGAUGGUGGCUUCAUUCAGUGAUGAUGUACAGGAGAGUGAAAAUGGGGGAGCACCAUGGAAAGGGUGGCUCAAGACAACUAGAUAUGAAGAGGGAAAAGAGCAGAGCAUGAGAAUGGAAGCAGAACAAAACAGAAGGAACCAGUGCCCUGCUGACUCCUGUGAUAUUCCAGUCCAAGGAAAAACAGAUGAAAACAGGGAGAUUGAGAAGUGUUUUAUCAGUGAAAAAUGCUUCCACCAGGCAUCAGGCCUGAAUGAUAAUAUCACAAACUAUAUAGAGAAAGGACAACAUAAAUCACAUCAAUUGGAAGAAAGCUUUGGAUGUAGUACACACCUUACUAGCCAUGGAAAAGAACAUAUGGAAGAGAAAACGUUUGCAUGCCUAGAAUGUGGAAAAAGCUGUCAGAAAGGAGGUCUCAGUAGACAUCAAAAAACCCUCAUGGGAGAGAAGCCAUAUAAAUGCCUGCAGUGUGGAAAAGGCUUUGCUGAAAAGAGCAGCCUCAUUGGGCAUGAAAUGAAUCACAGAGGAGUGAAACCCUUUAAAUGCCUGGAGUGUGGGAAAGGCUUUGUUGAAAAGAGAACUCUCGCUGAGCAUGAAAUGAAUCACAGUACAAUAGUGAGACCCUAUACAUGCCUGGAGUGUGGAAAAGUCUAUGCUACCAAAAGAAAUCUAAUUUGGCAUCAAAAGACCCACAAAAGAGAGAAAAACUAUAAAUGCCUAGAAUGUGGAAAGAGAUUUAGCUACAAAUUAGUCCUCAAAAAACAUCAACAUAUUCAUAGAGAAGACAAACCUUAUACGUGGCUGGACUGUGGGAACAAAUUUAGAAACACAUCAACCCUGAAAAGUCAUCAGAAUAGUCACACAGAAGAGAAAUCGUACACAUGCCUCGAAUGUGGAAAAAUAUUCAGUCAGAAAAGAGACCUCAGUAGACACCAAAACAACCAUAUGGCAGAGAAGCCAUACAAAUGUCUGGAGUGUGGGAAAGGCUUUAUUGACAAGAGAAGUUUCAUUUGGCAUGAAAUGAAUCACAGAGGUGAAAAACAGUAUAAAUGCCAAGAGUGUGGAAAAGAAUUUAAUGAAAAGAGAACUCUAAUUCGGCAUGAAAUGAACCACAGAAAAGAGAAAACCUACAAAUGCCAGGAAUGUGGAAAGAGUUUUAGCCGCAAGCAAUCCCUCACAAACCACCAGCGUACUCAUACAAAAGAGAAACCAUGCACAUGUCUGGAAUGUGGGAAAAGGUUCCAUCAGGAAAAUGACCUGUAUGCACACCGAAAAAUUCACAUGAAAGAGAAGCCAUAG
Sceloporus undulatus (fence lizard) is the source of this 2097-nucleotide messenger RNA. Its product is annotated as zinc finger protein 250-like. Gene Ontology annotation, molecular function: DNA-binding transcription repressor activity, RNA polymerase II-specific. The transcript is spliced from 6 exons. Gene Ontology annotation, biological process: negative regulation of transcription by RNA polymerase II. Lineage: Eukaryota; Metazoa; Chordata; Lepidosauria; Squamata; Phrynosomatidae. The record is from RefSeq and is a predicted model, not a curated record. The coding region runs from base 46 to 2097 and encodes 683 amino acids.